Molecule: messenger RNA, 2376 nt
Organism: Phacochoerus africanus (Common warthog)
Lineage: Eukaryota; Metazoa; Chordata; Mammalia; Artiodactyla; Suidae
Gene: CAPN8
Product: calpain 8
Exons: 21
Coding region: 14-2125 (703 amino acids)
Biological process (GO): proteolysis
Cellular component (GO): cytoplasm
Molecular function (GO): calcium ion binding; calcium-dependent cysteine-type endopeptidase activity
Source: RefSeq, a predicted model, not a curated record
GGAGCCCUUGACCAUGGCGGCCCUGGCAGCCACACUAUCCAAGCGCCAUGCUGCGGCUGAGGGUCUUGGCUCCAACCAGAAAGCCGUGAAGUACUUGGGCCAGGACUUUGAGACCCUGAGGCAGCAAUGCUUGGACUCAGGGGUCCUAUUUAAGGACCCAGAGUUCCCAGCAUGCCCAUCAGCCUUGGGCUACAAGGAUCUCGGACCACACUCCCCUCAAACUCAAGGCAUUGUCUGGAAGCGGCCCACGGAAUUGUGUCCCAGCCCUCAGUUUAUCGUUGGCGGAGCCACGCGCACAGACGUUUGUCAGGGUGCUUUAGGUGACUGCUGGCUGCUGGCGGCCAUCGCCUCCCUCACCUUGAACGAAGAGCUGCUUUACCGCGUGGUGCCCAGGGACCAGAACUUCCAGGAGAACUACGCAGGAAUCUUUCACUUUCAGUUCUGGCAGUACGGCGAGUGGGUGGAGGUGGUCGUGGAUGACAGGCUGCCCACCAGGGCCGGGGAGCUGCUCUUCCUGCACUCCGGAGAGGGCCGAGAGUUCUGGAGUGCGCUGCUGGAGAAGGCCUAUGCCAAGCUCAACGGCUCUUACGAGGCUCUCGCUGGAGGGUCCACAGUGGAGGGGUUUGAGGAUUUCACAGGUGGCAUCUCUGAGUUUUAUGACCUGAAGAAGCCGCCAGCCAGCUUGUAUCAGAUCGUCCGCAAGGCCCUCCGUGCGGGGUCUCUGCUGGCCUGCUCCAUUGAUGUCUCCAGUGCAGCUGAAGCAGAAGCCAUCACUAGCCAGAAGCUGGUUAAGAGUCACGCCUACUCCAUCACUGGAGCGGAAGAGGUGGAUUUCCGGGGCCAUCGGGAGAAGCUGAUCCGACUCAGGAACCCCUGGGGCCAAGUGGAGUGGACCGGGGCCUGGAGCGACAAUGCACCAGAAUGGAAUUACAUAGAUCCCAGACAGAAAGAAGGGCUGGACAAGAAAGCCGAGGAUGGAGAGUUUUGGAUGUCUUUUUCGGAUUUCUUGAAGCAGUUCUCUCGGCUGGAGAUCUGCAACCUCUCCCCCGACUCCCUGAGCAGUGAUGAGGUGCAAAAGUGGAAUCUGGUUCUGUUCAAUGGGCGCUGGACACGGGGCUCCACGGCUGGUGGCUGCCAGAACUACCCAGCCACUUACUGGACCAAUCCGCAGUUCAAAAUCCAUCUGGACGAGGUGGAUGACCACCAGGAGGAGGGCGUUGCUGAAGCCUGCUGCACGGUGCUGCUGGGGCUGAUGCAGAAGAACCGUAGGCGACAGAAGAGGAUGGGACAGGGCCUGCUCAGCAUCGGCUAUGCUGUCUACCAGGUCCCCAAAGAGCUGGAGAGUCCCACGGACGCGCACCUGGGCCGGGACUUCUUCCUGGGCCGCCAGCCCUCCGCCCGCUCCAGCACCUACGUCAACCUGCGCGAGGUCUCCGCGCGCCUGCGCCUGCCGCCGGGGGCGUACGUGGUCGUGCCGUCCACCUUCGAGCCCUUCCGGGACGGCGACUUCUGCCUGCGGGUGUUCUCCGAGAAGAAGGCCGAGGCCCUGGAAAUUGGGGAUGUGGUAGCUGGAAACCCACAUGAGCCACACCCCAGCGAGGUGGCUCAAGAAGAUGGUCCGCUCCAGAGCCUGUUUGAGAAGCUUGCAGGGAAGGAUUCUGAGCUUGGUGCCAAUGAACUCAAGACAGCUCUGAACGAGGUGUUUUCCAAGCGACCUGACAUAAAAUUCAACGGCUUCGACAUCAACACUUGCAGGGAGAUGAUCAGCCUGAUGGAUAGCAAUGGGACAGGCACCUUGGGGCUGGUGGAAUUCAAGACACUCUGGUGGAAGAUUGAGAAGUAUCUGGAGAUCUACCGGGAAACCGAUGCUAAGCACUUGGGGACCAUCGAUGCCCAUGAGAUGAGGGCGGCCCUCCAGAAGGCAGGUUUCACCCUCAACAACCAGGUACAGCAGACCAUCGUCACGCGGUAUGCGUGCAGCAAACUGGGCAUCGACUUUGACGGCUUCCUCGCUUGUAUGAUCCGCCUGGAGACCCUCUUCAAAGUCUUCAGCCUUCUGGACAAGGACCAGAAUGGCAUCGUCCGGCUCUCUCUGGCUGAGUGGCUGUGCUGUGUGCUGGUCUGACCCAGGGUUUUGGACCUCAUCGGUGAUGCUCCGUGCCCACCUGCCUGCCUCUUUUCUCCCCUUCUUGACAGUUCUGGGAACAGUUAUCCUCAAGGGGGCAUUCACUGUUAUUCCUCUCUUCUUUGCCUGUUGUUGUUCCCUGAGAGCCUGGCCUGUCUCGAUGGAACAGCCCCAGGAGCUGGAGAUCAGCAGCAUUUAAGCUGAUCUCGGGGCAUAGGGGAGGGACAAAUUAAUUAAAGUCAUGGCCCACA